Drosophila mojavensis is the source of this 812-nucleotide messenger RNA. RefSeq lists its product as uncharacterized. The transcript has 4 exons. The coding region runs from base 20 to 610 and encodes 196 amino acids. Lineage: Eukaryota; Metazoa; Arthropoda; Insecta; Diptera; Drosophilidae. The record is from RefSeq and is a predicted model, not a curated record.
AAGCCAGUCGCAGCGUUUCAUGCAAUUCAGUUGGAGUUGGAGCCGAUCUCUGAGCGGUACAGCCAUGGAAAUUUAUCGCUACUUAACAAUUGUGUUGCUUGCACAGCAAACGCUAUCGAUUUGUAUACCGCCCAACCACUGCAUCGAGGACAUGGACUAUAGCGACGCAAAGGAGCUAUACAGUUAUGUACUUUCGAAAUACGCAGAGCUGCAAAUGAAAAUUAGCGGCGAGCCAUUGGGAUUGCAUGGCAAAGUUGUCACGCACGGCAACAUCGAGGAGCAGCAUAUAGUGUUCCAGCUGAUGGACAAUACGCCGCACGACGUCAUCCAGAGCUGCGUGUUUGUGGUUACCAAAGCGCCCGAUGAGUGCGAGUCGAUUGUGACCGUCUGCAAUACAUUUUUGGGACGCACUCCGCGGCCGUUACUGGAGCGCAAGCCACUGACGGUAUGUGAGGAUGGCGUGCGCGAGGCGGAAGUGGAAAUGGAGGUGGAAGUGGAACCGGAACGCGAACCGGAAGCCGAGGACACUGACGACGCCAAUGAGGGUAAAGAAGCAACGCCAGCCACAGCGUCGGACGUCGACGUGACCAGCGACAGUGAGCUCAUCUAGCCUGGCUGGGGAUUUGGCCUAAUGUGCUGUAAUUCGUAUUUGAAAAAGAAUUGAUUAAAGGAGCUUGAGCUUGAAAUGAUGUGUCUAAAAUAAUAAUUAGUAAAAUCGAAGCUCAAUUUAAAUAAUUUCUAUGUAUAGGCGCGUAGGCAUUAUGAAUUAUAAGUAAUAUUAUAUUUAUCUAAACAUAUAUGCCACAGCAUAA